AGCUGAGGAGAAAAGUUUAGUUGCAGACAUGAUGGCUGGCUGUGUGUAGCGUAGUCGAAGUCCGAUCAAAAUGAGGCUGUAACAGAGCUCAUUUUCGGUAAAAGCUGAUUUUGUCAGUCUAUCAAAGCAAGAAAAAGUGAUCAAGUUUCUACUUGUGCUGUGAUUUGUGAAAACUAGUUCCUAUCUGCUUGGAUAAUGUGUUUUUGUUGAGUGUUGUGUACAAGGGGCUAUUGAUCCUUGAAGAGCUGUGCAAGACAAAGAAGUCUUGCCAUGUAUCUUAGUGUUGUGAAAUAUGUGAAUUAAUUCAAACACGCCAACAUGGAGAUCGUGGGAGACUACGAGUACAACAGCAAAGACCUCAUCGGUCACGGAGCUUUCGCUGUCGUCUUCAGAGGACGCAAACGAAAGGAUCCCAACUAUGUAGUAGCUAUUAAAAGUAUUUCCAAGAAAAGUCUUGCUAAAUCACAGAAUCUCCUGGGCAAGGAGAUAAAAAUUCUAAAGGAAUUAACUGAACUACAUCAUGAAAAUGUUGUGGCACUCUUGGAUUGCAAGGAAUCACCUCUUCAUGUUUUUCUGGUUAUGGAGUACUGCAAUGGGGGUGAUUUGGCAGACUAUUUAAGUGUUAAAGGUACUUUGAGUGAGGAUACCAUCCGUCUCUUUCUUCGACAACUAGCUGGAGCUAUGAAAGCUUUAUAUGCAAAGGGAAUUGUGCAUCGAGAUCUAAAGCCACAAAAUAUUCUUUUGAGUCAUUCUGGUGGAAAACCAUGCCCACAGCCUCAAGAGAUUAGACUUAAAAUUGCCGAUUUUGGCUUUGCAAGGUUUUUGCAAGAUGGUGUCAUGGCUGCUACACUUUGUGGCUCUCCUAUGUAUAUGGCUCCUGAAGUUAUCAUGUCACUUCAAUAUGAUGCUAAAGCAGAUUUGUGGAGCUUGGGCACCAUUGUAUUCCAGUGCCUUACUGGAAAAGCCCCUUUCCAGGCUCAGACUCCACAAGCACUCAAAUUAUUUUAUGAGAAAAAUGCUAAUUUAUCACCAAAAAUUCCGGCUGGCACCUCCCCUGAGCUGAAAGAUCUACUCUUAGGUCUUUUGAGAAGAAAUGCUGUACAGCGUAUGCCGUUUGAUGCUUUCUUCUCUCACCCGUUUCUACAGCGAGAAGCUGAACCCAUACCUGCUCCCCAAAUUCCUGGUGAACUUCCCCCUUCACCACGUGCUUUAUUCCAGCCUCCAGCUACACAGAGUCCAACUCACAAGGCACGUUUAGAUACGUGUGGAUCUCAACCUGGGUCUCCUGUGUCAGGCCGUGAGCAUGGAAGCAGUUCAAGUCCUGAAGAUACUGACGAUUUUGUUUUAGUGCCGGCCAAUAUUCCAUCUGACCAGUCCUCCGACAGCAAUCCUGACAGACCGUCUCGAACAAGAACGUCAAGUACAUCAGCUGCAAGUCCUCCACGACCUAGUUAUCUACCUAUAUCUGAGCCUAUUCCUGUUCCUACUCAUAGAGAUGCUUUCCAGCAGAGACAAUCUGUUCAUUCUCAGCAGGAUAAUGAACCUUCUAAGGGUUCUGUGCCUCGUUCACAGCCCAUCAAUAUGAAACGUGCUGCUGACCAGCGAGCUCCCAAUGCUACUCCUGAUUUAAGUUCUCUUUCACCUCCAGCUGUUCAGUUUAUGAUUGGCACUCCGCCUAAUGGUGGGUGUGGACAGCGACGACGGUCUGCAUCUGGUAGCUCCUGUGAGACACCUCCUCCUGUCAGUACUUGGCAAGUCACUCCCACCAGUUCGCCUUUGCGAAGAUCAGGAGCGAGCUCUCCCCUUCUGUCUGGACCACUUGCAGUCCUCCCUUCCAUACUGGGUUCCCCUAACAGAAUGUCAGAUAAUAAUAACAUGAGAGGAUCACCCUUGAUGCCAUUUGGUUCAAGGGCCAUGACUCUCCCAGAAAUUUCAGAAGCUGGCAAUUUCCAACGCUUGUUCCAAGAUACAAACCAGCCAACCAAUAUUGAUGCACCUAUGACAUUCAUUGCACCUGAACUACCUGAGGAAACAUUGCUAGAGCGAGAACACAAUGAGACUUUAGCCAAACUGCAUUUUGUUCUGGCAUUGUCUGAUUGUGUACUUGAACUGGCUGGAACAAGAGGAACACCACUUGCUGCUCUGACAGAGAGUGUGAAUUUGGGGAAUGCUGGAACUCCUAAUGGUUCAUCAAACAACACAGGCAAUGGUGUAAUGUCAGAGGGUGCUCGGAGGGCUGAGCAACUGGUUCUCUUGGUGAGAGCCCUUCAGCUUCUGAGUUCUGGUCUUAACCUUGCCACACAACAAAUUCGAGCUGGACAUUUACAGCCUUCUUCCUCUGUUAAAAGUGUGGUUGGCAUAAUGAAUACGAAGUUUCGGCAAUGCCUUGCGGAUUGUAAGCAGCUUAACACCCCAGGUCUUCUGCAAAAAGCAGGGGUUGAUCCAGCAACUACAAAUAUUGCUGCUGAUAAAAUACUUUACAAUCAUGCUAUUCAAAUGUGCCAGUCUGCAGCCUUGGAUGAAUUGUUUGGCAAUCCAGAAGAUUGUUUCCAAAGGUACCAAACAGCCCAAAUCCUAUUGCAUUCCUUAUCUCAACAAGUUCAUCAUCAACAAGAUAGAGCUCUUCUGACAAAAUACAAAGAUGCUGUUGAGAAGAGGCUUUUUGUUUUACAACAACAAGGAUUUAUCUAUUCAACACAUUGCUUCACUCAUCUGGCAUGAAAGUACUAUUUAAAUUGUUGCCAUCUAUGCCUUUAACUGCUACUUUAAUCACUUGCAUUCUCAAUGUCUGCAAUAACAUUACUUAGUAGCUGAAUAGGAUAGCUUCUUCAAUAGAUUUCAGUGUCAUAGAAUCAAGAAGAAAGAUAAUUUUUUUACUUCACCCUUACAUUUCAUUCAUCUAUCCAUUCUUCUCCCCUUACCAUAAUAGGUCCCCCCUCCCCCUUGUUUGGCUGCAUUAUUCUUUUCUUUUCUGUCCAUAAUUUGUGGGCCAGUUGACAGGUUUUUGUCCCACAUUCAAAUUAGACUUUAAGUUGACAUGAGUCUUAUUUCGACUGAUUAGUACCCCUCCCCCCUUUUUUGUUGUUGUUGAAGUAUGGAAGCCAAGUGACUAUUUUUGUAAUCCUGCCCUUUCCUUAGUGUCGAGUCAGUGUGGCAAGAUUUAGGGUUAAUAUGACAAAUGAUGAGUUGGUAAUUUUGUUUUAAGCUGAUUUUAUUCAGGUUGUGUUUAUUUUUUAUCAUUAUUAUUAUUAUUUUUUUUAAAUCUACAUGUCUCAGAAUACAACCUACCGAAUUAGACAGGAUUUUAAAUUUAGGAGUUUUAUCAUAUUUGGAGAUGCUGGAUUUUACCUGCAUUGUUAAUAAUGCACUGUAUUAUAAUGCACUUCUUUUUGUGGUAAGUUGAAGUCAUAAUGAAUUUGGCUGUAAAAGACGCCUUUAAUGCCUUUUAACUUUUUGGAGUUUCUUAGUCUUAAAGUGAAACAUGAUACAACGAGUAAGAAAGGCUUAGUCAUUCCAUGUCUUGAAGCUCUCUACUCCAUCUGUAUUUUCCACCGAAUUUUUCCUGAAAUUGUUUUCACUUUUUGGUUUCCUUUGACUUGCACAAAUUAAGCCAUCUUAACCCUUUUGAACUUCAGAAAGCUUUUACCUGAACAACUUGGCUUUAGUCUUAUAGGCUCUGUUACUAUUAUCUAGUACAUGUAAUAUUAUGACAGUAUUCAUGUAGAUUGCAAGUAGCCAUAUGGAUUGUGUGUGUUUUUGUGUUAUGUCUAAUCUGUUAAAAUAUUGUCAAUGUCCAUUAGUGUGUUGUAUGUGUAUGUAUGUACUUAUGUUGGGCCAAGUUGUUCAUAAUUAUCAUGAAAAGAAACAAUGUGCAUUAAGCAAUGCAAUGUCUGUGGUGAGACAGGAACUCAAAUCAAAAGCAUGGAGGUAUUGCAUGCUUUCCUUAGCUAUGCCUUUAAUUACUCUAAUAAUACAGUCAUAGGACUGUUAAGCAUUUCCUCUAGGCAUUGUAUUGGAAGAAUACCUACUGUAUAUUUCCAUAUGGCGGGGGCAUCUCACCAUGUUGACAGCACUGAUAUUCUCAUCUUGCUACUUAACAAAUUCUCCUUGCCUUAGUGAUAUCUUAUAGCUAGUCUCUAUUUCUGUGCAAUGAAACCCAUCAAGUUUGCUCUUUGUGUUAUACUCUAAUAUCUAUCUAUAUGAAUGUUAAAUUUGAAAAUGCUAUCAAUAUGUUGUUCUUUUUUAUUUUCUCUCAAUUUCAAAUGUCUUUAUUACUUAUUGGUUUUCACAUUAAGUAGAAAUAAUGUACCAUUUUCCAUGAAAACCAGUUAAGUUUGAUUUUCUUUGUUUCUUUUUUAUUUAUUUCUUUAAUUUUUAGUGAUUUUUGUUUGUAUUAUCUGUUGAUGUACCAUGUGUUUUGGUGGUAUCCUUGUCUUACUGUGUGCAUAGAUUACUCAAGUAUUAUAUAAAUUUAAUUGACUAUAUUUGGGCUUCAUCCUAGCCACCUCAUUAGCUGUGAAAUAUUUCAACUCAAAUGAAAUCAAAACUAUUUCAAUUUCUUUCUUGUUUUUCUCAUGUAGUUUUUUCUGUAGGGAGAAGUCAGGAGUGUGGUGUGCAGUGACACUUGAUUACAAUCCUGUGUCAGAAGACAAUUUGCUAAAAGUUACCGAUUUUACUGUAAAGCCAUAAUUUGUUUUCUGAUACAGGUUUGUAGUCAAGUUACUUAAAAUAAGCCACCAGAUAUGUAAAUGUAUUUUUGCAAGUGCAAACUUCAAAUUUCUAGGAGUUCUGAAUGUAUUUGAGGAGACGCGUGAGUGUUGACUGUGAAAUUUGUGUGAGUGUGUGUGUGUGUAUGUAAAUAUUAUUUAUUGAGUGUGGUGUCUUCCUUGGUCUACAAGAGGAGCUUAAGCAUCACUUGAAUUUGUAUGCAACAUCUACUAUAGAUGAAUCUUUAUGGUUUGACAAAGAAAUUGCCUCAGGAGAAA
Molecule: messenger RNA, 4985 nt
Organism: Frankliniella occidentalis (western flower thrips)
Lineage: Eukaryota; Metazoa; Arthropoda; Insecta; Thysanoptera; Thripidae
Gene: Atg1
Product: serine/threonine-protein kinase unc-51
Exons: 19
Coding region: 319-2721 (800 amino acids)
Biological process (GO): axon extension; autophagosome organization; autophagy
Cellular component (GO): cytoplasm; autophagosome
Molecular function (GO): protein serine/threonine kinase activity; ATP binding
Source: RefSeq, a predicted model, not a curated record